AUGGUGGUGGUGCUGAAGUUAGAUCACGCGAACCUCCAAAAGGAACGUACUAUUUCAAAACCGGUGGCACAACCUAGGCGAGUUAAACCGCGACAGCCUAAGGAACAUGUAUAUGAAGAACUGCGUCCGAAUUUGCCGCCAAAACCUAUGAUUGAAAAAAGUACUGUUAUGAUUGAACAAGAUGAGUUUGAUGGUGCUACACAAAUAUCAAGGAAGAAAGAGAUCACAAUAUUACUGUUGGGCGAGACAGGUGUGGGAAAGUCCACAUUCAUUAACGCAUUGGUAAACUAUUUGUCGUUUGAAAGUCUGGAUGCGGCCAAUGGUCAGCCCAUAUGUUUAAUUCCGACACGGAUACCUGUGAGGGUAGUACUGGGUGAACAGGAUAUGAAUGAAAAUACCGAUGAUCCGACUAAAUCUGCCACACAAUAUCCCAAAUGCUAUAAGUUUCAAGAUGAUAAUAUUGUGCUCAAUAUAAUCGAUACGCCGGGAAUUGGAGAUACAGAGGGCAUGGAUCAGGACAAUAAAAAUAUGCAAAAUAUAUUAAACUUCAUAAGUAAUUAUAAGGAAAUAAAUGCUUUUUGCGUACUUUUAAAACCAAAUGAAGCGAGACUUGAUAUACUUUUCAACACUGACUACUUGCCCGGGGAUUCCGGUCCCGCUUUACUCAAUAUGUUAAAGCAAAUCCGGGAAAGACCGCCAAAUGUUGACAUCCCUUAUAACAAAAAUACAAUCUAUUGUUUCGAUUCCGAGUCCUUUCGAUAUCUCGUGGCUUCGGUUCCGCCAAAUAAUAUUGAAUUUGACCCGAGAUUUAAGUCAACUUAUAUUGAAAGUUGGGAUCGAUCUGUGGAUGAAUGCCGGCGCCUAUUGGACCACAUAAUACAAUUGCCGGCACACAAAGUGAUGGACACCCUAUCACUCAAUAACGCCAAACAAAUCAUACAAAUAAUAACCAAACCGUUGGCCGACAUCACGAAGAAUAUCGCGGAAAACGUUAAGCAAUGCGAAAGACAUAAACGGCGGGCUAGAGAGCAGCACAAAUCGGGAACCGGUCACAAACCAGAGCACAUACCUAACGUUGAAUUAAUAUACACAUCAUUACGUCAUCCCAAAACAGUUUGCAAUAAUAUUCAAUGCUCUACCAUUACGGUGAUUGACGAUAUGCCUAGAGCAAAUUACAACACCGGCAAACCGUGCCAUUCACCAUGCUACCUCGAUUUUAACGAUUGUAAUAUUAUGGGCAGUAAAUCACUGCUCGGGUGCCGUGCGUUCAAUAAAUACGGCAACAAAGAUCAUUAUCGUGAUAAGUUUAAAAAGUCAAAUAAGGAUCCAGUUACCAGGGUUAUUAGUAAAGCUAUAGGCAAGGUGACUAAGUCCGAUUUUUGUCGUAAAUGCGGCCAUAGUUACCGAGAGCAUUUAACUCUUACGUACGAGACAAGCGACAAGUUGGGCACAGUUCCCGCAGAGACCUCUAACGCUCGGCCUUUACCAUCACUACCCGUGUCGGGAACCGAUGGUCUGGAAGCAGUGGUCAGAUGUCUGGACAAACGCAUUGCCGAAUUGAAUGCCGAAAAUAAGACAAUCAUUAACUCUAUGGCAAUGUUUGCCUGUUUUUUGGCCAACAAUACGUUGACCGCCUGUCCGGACGCCUUCGACGACUACAUCCAGCACUUGAUGGCCAUUGAAUCGCGCGGUACUGACCGUCACAGUCGGGCAACUGUCGCCUGGUUUGAGCAGUUGUUGCAUAAUUACCGACAUACAAAAUUGGCCAUAAUGAAUAACCAACCCGAGGGGGCUAUGAUUACUGUUGUGAAUACUUGA
Medioppia subpectinata is the source of this 1818-nucleotide messenger RNA. Lineage: Eukaryota; Metazoa; Arthropoda; Arachnida; Sarcoptiformes; Oppiidae. The record is from the annotation of a GenBank genome assembly.